AGGUUCGCAAUUAGAAGAGACUGUUAUUGUUAUUUUCUUUUUCAUAUCACUGACUCUCAAUAAUUGAAAAGCUAGGGUUUCAGCUUUUGUUCGCGAACCAGAAUUUCUGUUACGAGGGUCCAGAUAGAGUGGUUUUAUUUGAGGUUGCAGGAUUUGAGCUAUGGGAAAGAGGAAGUCAAGAGCAAAGCCUCCACCUAAGAAGAGAAUGGACAAGCUUGACACUGUCUUUAGUUGUCCCUUCUGCAACCAUGGCACUAGUGUUGAAUGCAGAAUUGAUAUGAAGAACUUAAUUGGUGAAGCAGUAUGUGCAAUUUGCCAAGAGAGCUUUAGUACUACCAUCACAGCUCUAACUGAACCGAUAGACGUUUAUAGUGAAUGGAUUGAUGAGUGUGAACGUGUUAACAAUGUGGAUGAUGAUGGUGCCUAAAGACAAUCUCUCAAGCUAAGAUUCCAGUUUCAAAAUCCGAAUAGCAUAGGUAGUACUAUUUUGGCUUUCUUAAGCUUAUAAUAUCUUAGUCUUUGUCUGGGUCAGGAAGUGCAGAUAAAUAAACAGUGGAAAUGUCUGUGAGGCUGGUUAGGAAAGCGACAAGUAGUUUUUCUUAUGGGUGUUUGAUGAUAAUUGCAAACAGAAAGCAACCAAACGCCAAAAGAGAACCAUGUUUGCUUGAUGUAAUAUUAUGUGUUGGCGUUUAACAUUGGUAAUCAAAUGCCUUGAUAUACUUGUAUUAAUUGCUUGAUGUAAUAUUACGUGUUGGCGAUUAACAUUGGUAAUCAAAUGCCUUGAUAUACUAGUAUUAAUUGCUUGA
Messenger RNA from Ricinus communis (castor bean), 806 nucleotides. Its product is annotated as transcription elongation factor 1 homolog. Gene Ontology annotation, molecular function: RNA polymerase II complex binding. Gene Ontology annotation, biological process: transcription elongation by RNA polymerase II. The transcript has 6 exons. The coding region runs from base 161 to 427 and encodes 88 amino acids. The record is from RefSeq and is a predicted model, not a curated record. Lineage: Eukaryota; Viridiplantae; Streptophyta; Magnoliopsida; Malpighiales; Euphorbiaceae. Gene Ontology annotation, cellular component: transcription elongation factor complex.